This is a messenger RNA of Nylanderia fulva, 7349 nucleotides long. RefSeq names its product fatty acid synthase-like. Gene Ontology annotation, molecular function: oxidoreductase activity; 3-oxoacyl-[acyl-carrier-protein] synthase activity; fatty acid synthase activity. Gene Ontology annotation, biological process: fatty acid biosynthetic process. The record is from RefSeq and is a predicted model, not a curated record. Lineage: Eukaryota; Metazoa; Arthropoda; Insecta; Hymenoptera; Formicidae.
GAUUUAACAGACAAUAGAGCAUAUUAUAAUCUAUAAUAUAGAUCAUUAUUGUGUUUGUCAGUGUUAAAGUUUUUCUGUUUUUAAUAGAAAAAAAUUUCACUGUUGUUAAUAUUUAAACAGAAGAAAUUUUGAAAAAUUUAACAGGAAUUUUUAAAAGAUGGAUAAAAACAAGCGAUUCAAUCCAUAUGUUAGAGUCAAUGCUGAAGAAGAAAUCGUCAUUUCUGGAAUUUCCGGGCGAUUUCCUAAAUCUGAUAAUAUAAAAGAAUUUCAGGAAAAUCUUUUCAAUAAAAUGGAUCUUGGUUCGGACGAUCAUCAACGUUGGAGUGAUUAUAUCUAUGAAAUGCCUCUUCGUAUAGGAACAGUAAAGAAUAUACAAAAGUUUGACGCAGAAUUCUUCGAUAUACCGAGCUCAGAAGUUCAUGUACUUGAUCCUGGAAUCAGAAUGUUACUCGAACAUACCUACGAAGCAAUCAUUGAUGCGGGUGUAAAUCCAGCAGAAUUACAAGGAACGAACACAAGCGUCGUGACAGCAAUAAGUGCCUGUGAUACAUAUAUCGAUUUAGUAUAUGAGAAGCCUCACAUUGCUGGAUCACCCAUUCUUGGAUGCAGCAAAGCCAUGAUAGCAAACAGAAUUUCUUAUUGGCUCGGCGUUACUGGACCAUCGUAUAACAUCGAUACUGCAUGCAGUUCGAGUCAUUUCGCUAUGGUGGAGGCUUACAAGAUGAUUCGAUCUGGCGUUUGUGAAGCUGCUAUUGUCGCUAGUAGCAAUUUGUGCGUUCAUCCUUUCGUAACUCAUCAGUUCUUUUGUCUGGGAGUUCUUUCUAGAGAUGGUUACUGUAGACCUUACGAUGAACAAGGCUCCGGUUAUAUGCGGAGUGAUUCGGCUGUAGUAGUGUACCUACAAAAGGCGAAGGAUGCAAGGAGAAUCUACGCGACUUUUAUCUACGGUAAAGUCAAUUGCGAUGGCUUUAAAGAAGAAGGAAUUACUUAUCCAUUACUUGACAAGCAAAGAAUGCUAAUGGAAGAAUUUUACGAGGAAUGUGGUAUCUCGCCUCUUGAGCUAUCUUAUAUAGAAGCUCAUGCAACUGGUACUCUAGCUGGUGAUCCUGUGGAACUACAAGCCAUCGAUGAAGCUUUAUGCUCCAAAAGAGACAGCCCUCUGUUAUUGGGUUCAGUGAAGUCGAAUAUUGGACACACUGAACCCGUUAGCGGCCAUUGUCAAAUUGCAAAAGUCAUAAUAGCGAUGGAAACUGGUAUAAUCGCGCCUACUAUACAUUUCAACCAUCCACGAAAGGAUAUGACUGCUAUUAUUGAAGGAAGAAUAAAAGUAAUCACUGAACCGACAGAAUUUAACGGAGGUUAUAUCGGUAUUAAUUGCUUUGGGUUUGGCGGUGCUAAUUGCCACAUCUUGUUGAAAUCAAAUCCGAAAAUUAAAAUCAAUAAUGGAACAGAUUACAAUUUAUCUAGGCUUGUGGCUGUAUCUGGACGUACCGAGGAAGCAGUAAAAAUUUUAUUAAAUGAUAUACAGAGUCGAUCGGCAGAUGUAGAAUAUUUCUCUUUGCUUCAUCAUAUUUAUGGCAAUAAUAUACAAGAUCAUCCCUACAGAGGAUACAUGAUUGCUGGAUCAAAAUUAUCCGAUAAUGCAAUAAUUAAGAUGGGACAUAACUUAUGUACCAAAAGACCAAUUUGCUUCGUAUUUUCUGGAAUUGGAUCUCAAUGCUUUAAUAUGGGUCGCGCUUUAUUAAAAUUUCCAGUAUUCAAUAAAGCAAUCCAAAAAUGUGACAAAGUUUUGAGACCUCAGGGCAUAAUUGUUACUGAUAUUCUGACAAAUAAAGACAAACAUAUUCUCGACAACGUCGUCAAUUUAUUUGUAGGCCUUACUGGACUCCAGAUUGGAAUAGUUGAUCUUUUAACAAGUAUCGAUAUAACUCCCGAUAUUAUAAUGGGUCAUUCUAUUGGUGAGUUGAUUUGUGGAUACGCCGAUGGAUGCUUGACUGCUGAAGAAACAAUCAUGUUGGCAUAUUAUGUCGGUUUAGCAUUUUUCAACACUAAAAUAAUAGACGGAUCAAUGGCUGAAAUUAAUCUCGAUUUUGAAACUUUGAAGAAUAUAUGUCCAUCGGAUAUCGAUGUAGCAUGUUACAAUAGUUUCCAUAAUUCUAUUGUGAGUGGACCAACAAACUCUAUAAAAGCAUUCCUUGCUAAACUACAGAAUAACAACAUUUCUGCAAGAGAAAUUUCCUGCGGACGUAUACCUUUUCAUAGUCGCUACGUCGAACUCGUAAGAGCCAAACUUUUGAAGUACUUGAAUCAAGUGUUGCCGCAAAAAGCGUUUCCAAGCCCGAAGUGGCUGAAUGGUCUCUCUUGUAAAGGAUUCAGCGCAUCUUCAAUGUCAUGUUUAGCAAAAUAUUAUGCAAAUUAUCUGAUAGCCCCGGUUUUAUUUUCGAAAAUUGUGCAUUUAAUUCCAAAUGACGCAGUGACGAUUGAAAUAGGACCUCACAAUAUGCUACAAUAUGUUCUUAAUUAUUCCUUAGAGCCCACAGUGAUAAAUGUUGCGUUAUACGAAUUCUCUGAUAAACCGGAUAUGGAAAUAUUUUUAGACGGAAUUGGAAAACUUUAUAAUGCUGGACUACAGCCGCAAAUCGCAAAUUUAUAUCCGAAAGUCAAGUUUCCUGUAAGUCGUGGUACAUCCAUGAUCUCUCAUCUUGUAAGAUGGGAUCAUUCCGAAGAUUGGUAUGUAUAUCGUUAUAGCGGACAAAGAAAACUUAAUAUAAGAGAAACAGCUAUUAGUAUUCGAACUACAGAGGACGAAUUUAUGUAUAUAACUGGACAUGUCGUUAAUGGAAAAAAUUUAUUACCAGCUACAGGAUAUCUUUUGCUUAUAUGGCAGAUGGUCGGCUGGUUAAAGAAGGAACAUCACGUUGAUAUAUCAAUUGUAUUUGAAGAUGUCAGUUUUCUACGUUCUACUAUUUUAUCACCACAAAACGCAAGCAUUUUAACUCUUAUGAUUCAAAAAGGUAGUAACAAGUUCGAAAUCAUCGAAGGAGGCAAUCCUGUCGUUACUGGAACAGUCCGAAUUCCAGUUAAUAUAGAAGACGAGAAAAUAUGUGCUACAUUUAUUGAUCGAAAUGACAAUGACGAAGAGGAAAUGAACACGAAAGAUAUCUAUAAGGAAUUGAAACUUCGUGGAUAUCAGUAUACUGACGAAUUUCGUGGACUCAAAAGUGCUUCGAUCACGGGAAAGAAUGGUCAUAUUGCCUGGACUGAUAACUGGGUAACAUUUAUGGAUAACAUGUUACAGUUGAUGAUUUUAGGACAGAAUUCGAGAAGCCUCAUGGUUCCAACAAGAAUUCGCAAAGUAGUAAUCGAUCCGAAAUCUCACAUGAAAUAUAUCGAAAAACUUUCAAAAAACGAAGAAAGUCAAAUCCUUGUACAACAUUAUAAGUAUAUAGACGUCUUAAUAUCUGGAGGAAUAGAAAUAUCCGGCGUUAUGGCUACACCUAUAUCUCGUCGACAAAGAACAGUCAAUCCUGUUCUUGAAGAGUACAAGUUUGUUGGUCAUCGAGAUCUAAAUGUGAUAUCUUUUCCGGAGGUAAUAAGUAUGUCGGUGCACCUUGCUCUUGAAUGUUACAACAUGAUAAAUGUACAAAUCAUUGAAUUCAUCGAAGACAGCGAUCAAGUGAUGCCGGAGAAUUUAAAUUGUUUAUUCGUGAGUAAAGUUUUAGAUAAUAUACCGCUAAUGCAAUCUGGUAUCAAGCUGGUAGCAACACAAGAGCGAUUCAAAGACAUCACUUUGCCCGACAACGUUUCUACAGUAGAAUUUGGCAAACUAACAAAGAAAGAAAAUUCUUUGAUGACCAUAGCUUACGGAAUUCUAACAAAAAAUAAAGACGAAUUAUACGAACAAUUGUUGUCUUUCAUAAUGCCGAUGGGAUUUCUCUUGAUAUGGGAAGAAUUAGAUGCCACCUACGAUUACUCGUGUCUGGAAAAGUACGGGUUAAAAGUAAUUUUGGAGAAACGCACCAGAGAUAAGACUUUUGUAUUGUUAAGGAAAAUGCAAUAUGUUGCGAAGAUUCAGCAGAUAGUGCAUGUAAACAAUUAUGAUUUCUCAUGGGUAGAUAAGCUUAAAUCAUUUAUGAACAAAGAAAAUCAGGCUGCAAGUACGAGGAUAAUACUGGUCGCUGAAGGAGACUUCGAAAGUGGACUGAUUGGUCUUGUCAAUUGUUUGCGAAGAGAACCGGGUGGUAAAAUGAUCCAAGGUAUUUUUAUUCAAGAUAAUGAUGUGCCUACGUUUUCAUUACAAGAAUCAUUGUACACGGAUCAGCUACAGCUGGAUUUACCCAUUAAUGUUAUACGUUCCGGUAACAUUUGGGGAUCAUACAGGCAUUUUCUGUUACCACCACUAGAACCAAAACUGGUAGAGAGUGCCCACGUUACUCAGAUGACACCUGGUGAUCUGAGUAGCCUUUGUUGGGCGCAAAACAGGACAUCUUUAGUCAACGAUGAUAAUAAGGAAAAUUUAGUAAGAAUAGUUUAUGCGUCUAUCAAUUUUAAAGAUCUCAUGAUAGCCAGCGGUAGACUCAACUUCGAAUCUAUCUCAGACGUAUCAAAUAAUGAUUCUUUACUUGGAAUGGAAUUUGUUGGUUUUACUAUAAAUGGACAAAGAGUAAUGGGCAUGUGUCUAUCUGGAGGAAUUGCCAAUAUUCUCGUACCUGACAAAUUUCUCACUUGGACCAUACCUGACAACUUGACGAUGGAAGAAGCUGCGACGAUUCCUUGCGCAUAUAGCACGUGCUAUUACGCUUUAUAUCUGAGAGGUAAAAUAAAGAAGGGCGACAAAGUGUUGAUUCACUCCGGUACAGGAGGCGUCGGUCAAGCUGCGAUUCAUCUCGCGCUUUACGAAGGCUGCGAAGUGUUUACGACGGUCGGGACUGCCGAGAAACGAAACUUUAUAAGAGAAACGUUUCCCUCCAUACCCGAGGAUCAUAUUGGAAAUUCUCGAGACACGAGUUUCGAGCAAAUGAUUAUCCUGGGAACCGAAGGUCGCGGAGUGGAUAUCGUAUUGAAUUCCUUAGUCGAGGAGAAAUUGCUAGCGUCCGUUCGUUGCUUAGCAAAGGGCGGUCGUUUCCUCGAAAUCGGAAAGUUUGACAUGUUUGCCAAUAAUCCUUUAGAUUUAUCUUUAUUCUCGAGAAACAUUAGUUUCCACGGUAUUAUAUUAGAUGAAUUUUUUGCUGCAAAAUUAGCAAAAUCACCAGAGAAUAGAACAGUACUGUAUAACAAAAUAAUAGAAGGUUUGAAAAACGGUGCUAUCAAACCAUUGUGCAGAAAAGUCUUCAAACGGGAUGAAAUAGAAACUGCAUUCAGAUAUAUGGCUGCUGGAAAGCAUAUUGGCAAGAUAAUAAUAAAAGUUCACAAUGAAGAUGAAUCCUUGGAUGCGCCUAUACUUGCACAACCCCGCUAUUAUUGCUCCGAACACAAAUCUUACAUUGUUUUGGGUGGCCUAGGUGGUUUCGGUUUAGAAUUGAUUGAUUGGUUGAUUACACGUGGUGCGAGAAAUUUAGUCCUAACAUCGCGAACUGGAAUAAAGAACGGUUAUCAGCGAUCGAGAGUAAAGUUGUGGCAAUCACAAGGGGUAAACAUACAAAUCAUGACAGCUGUUGACACUUCAAAAUACGAAGAGUGUAAAUCUCUGUUGAAAUUUGCCGAAAAACAAGGUCCUGUGGAUGCUAUAUUCAAUCUCGCAGUUGUGUUGAAAGAUUGUAUAUUCAAAGAUCAGUCUCCAGAGACUUUCGAAGAAUCCUUUUUGUCAAAAGCAUGGACGACAAAAAAGAUGGACGAAUUAUCAAGAACAAUUUGUCUCCAACUUCGACAUUUUGUCGUUUUUUCUUCCGUUUCAUGCGGAAGAGGAAACGCGGGCCAAACAAAUUACGGAAUGGCUAACUCCGUAAUGGAACGAAUUUGUGAGAGAAGAAAGAAAGAGGGUCUACAUGGUUUGGCUAUACAAUGGGGCGCUAUUGGUAAUGUUGGGCUUGUCGCAGAUAUGCAAGAAAACAACAAAGAACUUGUUAUUGGAGGUACAUUGCAACAAGAAAUAUCCUCUUGUUUGAAUACAUUGGAAGUAUUCUUGCUUCAAGAUCAGUCAAUCGUAGGCAGCAUGAUUGUUGCUGAGAAAAGAAAAAAUCUUGGCCAGGCAACGAAUCCGUUUGAAGCUGUUGCAAAUAUUAUGGAAUUGAAAAAUCCACAUUUGGCGCCGCCAAACAUAUCAUUGGCCGAAUUAGGAAUGGAUUCAAUGAUGGCAGUGGAAAUCAAACAGACGUUGGAGAGAGAGUUUGAUAUUUUAUUGACAGCACAAGAUAUUCGAAGUCUCAAUUUUGCUAAACUUAAACAAAUGACAAAGACAAGCGAGCAAGAAAAAGUGCACGACGCCACUGAAGCUAAUAUAAAUGAUUUGGACGGAUUAAAAAUGUUGACUCGAAAACUUAAUGAUUCGGAUUUGAGUUCAGAUAUUUAUGGAGAAGUCGGUACAAAGAGGGAAGAUGUUGAAAGAGAAAUAUUUCUUAUACCAGGAAUUGAUGGUUGUACCGGAAUAUAUAAGCUGAUAGAAUCGAAAAUUGAAUCUUCAGCGAUGUGUUAUUUGCAAGUAUUUCAUAUUCCCGAUGUUAAUCGUUCAAUAACAAAAUCAGCAGCAUAUCUUCUGCCUUAUAUAGUAGAGAAAAUAAAAAGUCGAAAGAAGUUUCUUAUUGUGGGUUAUUCAUUUGGAUGUUUAAUUGCCAUCGAAUUGGCAAAAUUAUUGGAAGCCGAGAAUUUUUUUGCACAUUUAAUACUUAUAGACGGAGCUCCUGAUUUAAUGAAAUUUUUUGUUGACAAAGUUCUUAAUUAUCCGUCGGAGCAAGAACUACAAAAUUACAUUUUAAUUCGUUUCGUAGAAAUAUAUCUUGGAUCUAGCAAUGAAACGCUUGCAUUAGAACUGAAUAAGUGCAAUUCAUGGGAGGAAAAGUUAGAAGUGUUUUCCCACUUUUCAAAGGAUAUCACAGCAUUAACUGUUGAAAAUCGGAAUAUUUUAUGUUCAACAAUUUACAAUCAUAUAGUCGCUGUAAAAGAUUAUAAUACAUCUUCAUUGCCGCGUUUAAAAUCAUCUAUAAUACUAUUAAAACCUACACAUACGCCUUUCACUUUUUUUGAAGAGGAUUAUGGUCUACAUAAGAUUACCGAAAAUAAAGUACAAAUUCAUUAUGUGGAAGGUUCUCAUCUCACAAUGAUGGAGAAUGACAAAAUUGCAUCAUUUAUUAACGACGCGUUGUAAAUUAAUGAUUUAUAAUGAUAAUUACAAAAAUAAUUAUAUUAAUUAAUCA